Molecule: messenger RNA, 1617 nt
Organism: Brassica napus (rape)
Lineage: Eukaryota; Viridiplantae; Streptophyta; Magnoliopsida; Brassicales; Brassicaceae
Product: U-box domain-containing protein 27-like
Exons: 2
Coding region: 324-917 (197 amino acids)
Molecular function (GO): ubiquitin protein ligase activity
Source: RefSeq, a predicted model, not a curated record
UACUAAAAGCAAGAUAUAGAGAGCAAAGAAGUUGUCCACGUCACUAAAAAUAUUCCUCCAAUCAGAACAUUUCAUUUGAACAUGUCAGAUGGGCUUCAGUCUAUUGAGUUACGUUUGGGCCUCAGGUGCAUAUGUUUUUUCGCUGGGCUUUGUUUAGUAAAAUCUUCCAAUAACAAUCAUUUUUCCUGUCAAGUCAUAUUACCUGUUCAUCUGCGGCCCAAUUAACCCAAGUAAAAAAACUCUAUCUAUUAUCUUUUUUUUUGACUCCAUCUUCUCCGUUUCUUCUUCAUUCAAUCUCUGUUACUGAACCUCAACUGUUAUCCAUGUUCUUCAAUACCCUCUUAAGGAAUUCCUUCCACCUCCUCUCGAAAAAACAAAAAAGAAAAUCCCUUUCCUCGACCUUAUGGCCAGAUGGUGAGUCAAAGGUCUUAAUCGCCGAGAGAGACGGUUUAGUCGGCGAGCUAAUGAAAUCAAUUAGAAGAGACUCAGAUUCGAGCUUAAUCGAAGCGACGCUAUCCUGCUUGAUCGCGAUCAGCUCACCGAGGCGCGUGAAACUCAAUCUAAUCCGAGAGAAGCUCAUCAAGGAUCUUACGAAGCUGUUAACGGAUCCAACGACGGCGAGCGUUUCAAUGACGGAGAAAUCUUUAAAGCUUCUCGAGAGUUUAGCAUCCACAAAGGAAGGCAGAUCGGAAAACUGCGGAGGAGACGGCGAGUGUUUGAAGACGGUGGUUAAGAAGCUGAUGAAAGUAUCGACGGCGGCGACGGAGCACGCCGUGACGGUGAUUUGGAGCGUCUCUUAUCUUUUCACGGAUCCACAAGCGAGCGUUUCGGUGAUGGAGAAAUAUUUGAAGCUUCUCAAGAGUUUAGCAUCCACAAAGGAAGGCAGAUCGGAAAUCUGCGGAGGAGACGGUGAGUGAUUGAAGACGGUGGUUAAGUGGUUAAGAAGCUGAUGAAAGUAUCGACGGUGCCGUGACGGUGCUUUGGAGCGUCUCUUAUAUUUUCAAAGAAGAGAAGGCGCUUGAAGCGAUUACGAGUACUAACGGCGUUACGAAGAUCCUGUUACAAUAUAUGAAUACUAGAACUAUAAAUUUUUUUCUACUUGAUGCUUUUUACUGUUUUGAGUUCUUGGUUUUAAGAUUUAUAAAAUAACCGAAGGUAUAUGUUUUUUUGGUUUCCUUCUCUCUCUUUUGUUGUUGAGAAUUCAUGUAUUACAUAUAUUCCUGAUGAUGACACAAUGUUUCGUUUGGAUUUUUUUCACCCAGGUUUGGUGCAGAAGAUGUUUUAACCAUCUAGGCGUUUUGCAUGUUCAAGGUAUAAGUUUCAGUUAUGUGUAAAACAUUGUAAUUUUCUUUUCAGCUGAAUGAUUGCAUAGAUAAUGGUAAUACUGUUCUAAAUUGUUAAUGUAGUGAUUUCAUGCUCUCUUUACGGGGAUGAUGAUACUUGGAAAGCUUGGCUUAAUGUUGAUAACUCUAUGCUCCACAACUACUACUAUUUUUACAAUCUUUGAUAGUUUUCACAAGCAAAAAUUGUCUAGGCUUAUGCACAUAUUCUCGAAAUUGUAGUUCUAAUGCUAAAGUCACACAUUUAUAUCAUUAUGCUUACGAGUUGAGAGCUGCU